UUCCACCGUCACACUGUUGUUUAGAGCCUGCGCCGCUUCACAAGGUGGAGCAGAACACGGGCGCGGGAGGAGAUAAGAGCCGCGGCUGGAAAUCAGAUUUCAGGCACGGAUCUUCCAUCACUGCCUGAAAGGGAAGCACUUUCACACAGGAUACAGGCAAACGGCACUCUCUGCGUGUUUGUCGGGGCUUUGAAAGUGUUUUGCAGGAGGGAGAAUUCUCCUCAGAUGGAAAAUUGGAGCUCGUUUGCUCUCGAUGAGCUGAAUCCUCUGACCUCAUCCGAAGCCCGCACCCGGAGCUCUGCUUUGUUACUGCAAUAAGGACGAUUCCAUUUCCGUUUGGGGCUGAAUUUCCCUUCCCCAAAUUGCACCUCCUCCCCCUCCUCCCCCGCCUCCCCCUCUCCCUCUCUCACUCCUCCAUCCUUUGCACCUGUGCAGCCGCCGCCGCUGCUGCUGCUCGUGCGUCAAACGACGCGACUGCUUCUUUAGCGCGCGCUCUCCGGCGAAGUGGCCGCAGACCGACUCGGUCCCGCACGUUCUCCUCCCGCAGCCGUCGGCGCCGCCGCUCCACGUGUUCCCGCGCGACAGAAAGGCGCGGACAAACUUUUAGCGGCGUCGCUUUACGCGCAGGCUGUCGACUCGGACGCGCGGCCGCGGUCUUCGCGUCCUCCGCCUCGCUGCCGGCGUGAUUUUCACGGAAACUUGAGGCGGAACCAUGCAAGUUUACGUGGCCGUGAUCUUCGCGUGCGGGGUGUCGGCUCUCAAUAUCACGGAGGAGAAGGGAGCAUGUCCACUUGGAUAUUUCCCCUGCGGCAACCUGAGCACGUGCCUCCCCCAGCUCCUCCACUGCAACGGCAUCGACGACUGUGGAAACCAGGCGGACGAGGAGAACUGCGGAGAUAAUAAUGGAUGGCCUCAUCUUUUUGACAAGUAUUUUGGGAUGCCAAGCUACACGACGGGGACCAAGUCCAACAUAUGCUUGCUCGGCGCGGUUCCUCACCUCUGCCAGUGCCGGGACCUGGAGUUGGACUGCGACAGCGCUCAGCUGCGAGACGUCCCCGAGGUGGCGACGAACGUCACCAUGAUGUCUCUUCAAAGGAACCAGAUCCAGAAACUGAGGGCAAACGCUUUCUUUAAAUACCAGAGUCUCCAGAAGCUAUACCUGCAGCACAACAGGAUUGGAGACGUGAGCCCCGGCGCGUUCAAAGGCCUGUGCAACCUGACCAGACUAUAUCUGAGCUACAACAGGAUCUCCGUCCUGAGGCCCGGCGUCUUCCAGGACCUGCACAAGCUCGAGUGGUUGAUCCUUGAGAACAACAACAUUCACCACAUCACCCCCACCACCUUCUCGGGUCUCAACUCCCUGGUUUUGCUGGUUUUGUUGAACAACUCUCUGACGAGGCUGGAUGACAUUUGUGGAGAAAUGCCAAGACUGAACUGGCUGGAUUUGGAAGGAAAUCUCAUAGAAACCAUUGAAAACGUCUCCUUCUGUUCCUGCAGCAUGUUGACAGUUUUGGUCCUGCAGCGGAACCGGAUCGGCCAUGUUCACGAGCAGGCGUUCUCGGUCCUGCAGAAGCUCGGAGAACUAGAUCUGUCCAACAACAGACUGGUGGCCAUCCCUCCCAAUCUAUUCGUCUUACUGGGAGAUUUGCUCCAACUGAACAUAUCGUACAAUCCCAUCGUGGAGCUGCAGGUCGACCACUUUGACAAGUUGUACAAGCUGAAGUCACUGAGCAUAGAAGGGAUUGAAAUUGGGAACAUACAGCGGCGGAUGUUCGAACCACUCAAAUACUUGACUCACAUCUACUUCAAGAAGUUCCAGUACUGCGGCUACGCUCCUCACGUGCGCAGCUGCAAACCCAACACCGACGGCAUCUCGUCCUUCGAGGACCUGCUGGCCAACAUCGUGCUGCGGGUCUUCGUCUGGGUGGUGUCGGCCACCACCUGCUUCGGCAACGUCUUCGUCAUCUGCAUGCGCUCGUACAUCCGCUCGGAGAACAAGCUGCACGCCAUGUGCAUCAUUUCCCUCUGCUGCGCCGACGGCCUGAUGGGGAUCUACCUGUUCAUGAUCGGCGCCUACGACCUGAAGUUCCGCGGCGAGUACAACCGGCACGCGCAGGCCUGGAUGGACAGCGGCCAGUGCCAGGUCAUCGGCUCGCUGGCCAUGCUGUCCACGGAGGUGUCGGUGCUGCUGCUCACGUACCUGACGCUGGAGAAGUACAUCUGCAUCGUGUACCCGUUCAAGUACCUGACGCCGGGCUGGCGGCGCACGGUCUCCAUCCUGCUGGGCAUCUGGCUCUUCGGCUUCGUCAUCGCCUUCCUGCCGCUGGUCUGCAAGAGGCUGUUUCGCAACUUCUACGGCACCAACGGCGUUUGCUUCCCGCUGCACUCGGAGCAGCCGGAGACGCUGUGGGCGCACGUUUACUCCAUCGUCAUCUUCCUGGGUGGGAACGCGCUGUCGCCGCUGGGGACGCGCCGCCGUGGUCCGGACACUAACGUGCGCCUCUGUGCAGGUCUGAACCUGGUGGCCUUCCUCAUCAUCGUCCUGUCCUACGCCAGCAUGUUCUACAACAUCCAGAGGACGGGAACGCAGACCACCAAGUACAGCAACCACAUCAAGAAGGAGGUGACCAUCGCCAAGAGGUUCUUCUCCAUCGUCAUCACCGACUCCCUCUGCUGGAUCCCCAUUUUCAUCCUCAAGAUCCUGUCACUGCUGCAGGUGGAGAUUCCCGGCACCAUCAGCUCCUGGGUGGUCAUUUUCAUCCUGCCCAUCAACAGCGCGCUGAACCCCAUCCUCUACACGCUGACCACGCGCCCCUUCAAGGAGACCAUCCUGCAGGUCUGGGCCAACUACCGGCAGAAGAGGCCGCUGCUCAGCGUGCAGCCGGCCCAUCCUCCGUCGCUCACCUGGCAGGAGAUGUGGCCGCUGCAGGAGAACAGCCUGGCGCUGAGCCCGGGGCUGCAGGCGGAGGCCGCGGGCGGAGGCUCGCUGGGCGCGCCCACACGCAACCACGUGGACGCACACAGCAGCCAGUAGACAGACUGAGGAACGGGCUCGUCGUGGCAGCGCCUCCACCUGUUCAACGUGACGUGGGCUCGGUGUUAACCUGCGACAGAGGCACUUUUUCUGACAGCAGUCCGUGUUUUGUAUUGGGACCCCUCUCUGUGGUUCAGAGUCAUUAGUGUUCAUUAGUGUUGUGGAGGAGCGGUGUGCAUGCUUCGCCCGGGCAGCUGAAGUCGGCGCAGAAGCCCCUCGAACGGCUGCAGAGCUCCUCUAAUGAAGACCGCACGCUGCGCCCAAACAUCUCUUAUCAAUGCGGAACAGAAGCCGUGUUCCACUUACGGGGAAGCUUUUGUUCCACCGCUUUCGCUGCUCGGUUUAAUUUCCCACAAAAGGCUUUUUCAUCAUUUCUUCUAAACACGAUACGGGAGCUGAAUAAUAAUCUACUCAAAGUUACAUUUGGAAAAAUAAAAAGUUGUGACUUCUAAUAAUAAUGAUGAAACGACGACGAUGUGGUUAAACCAAGAUGAAUGUAAGCGUUUCUGCCUGAGCCCGUCGUCGUUUGCGUCCCAUCGAGGUGUAGCUGGCAUUUUGUGAAGCACUGGAGCGUACGCUCAAUGAUGAUUUUUAUAGAUUAUUGUCACCUUUUAACAUUUUCCUGCAGGAAAUACUGCGCUCCAACCUUUUUCCUAGGAGCUACUGAUAACGUUGACAUGGACGUUCAUGUCCGUGCUUUUCUACAGCCUCCACUCUUCGCUCCUGGACGUUCCCCUUCACCGGUUUGCUUCAAUCCCUACCUUCGUGACAGCUGCCUGGAGCCAUGUUACGUCAGCCACGGGACUGGAAGUCCUGGUUGCAUCAGCUGUGGCUCUUAUUGGUCAAUGAGGCUCGUAGAGGUACAUCAUUUGUACUGCUCAUUUUAGUUAGUCUGAACCUGGAGCUUCGAUGCCAACAACUCUGGAGAAGCACAGAACGAACACACUCCUGCUCAUGCGGAUGCACUGUCGAGGAACAUUACACCUACAAUAAAUAUUGUACUUUUAGUCGCUGCUGUAGCAAGUUUCAUUGAUUGGGGUUGAAGAGCUCAGCAAAAAUUCUGCGAGCGGCGAGUCUCCUGUGUAGCAUAAUCACCGCCCUCUGACUCUGUUUCCAUGCUUUAGGUUCUGAUACUGAGACAUUACAAGUCUGUUCUAAGAGAAAUGUCAAUAAAAUUGAGGUGAGGGAAGGAAUGGCGACCUGAUCUGAUUCUUUGAUGCUGGCGGCCCUUUUCUCAUUUGUUUCACGCAUUUUGUGCCUUUGAGUUUUGUCUCAAUGUGUUGAAUGUGCGUUUGGACUCAAAGCUCCGUGGUCGCUGAACAGUCCAAUUAUCUGUCCAUUAUUUUGUCAUUGAUCCUGAAUGAUGCUGGUUUAGCAAACCUACUGUGGGAACCAGGCUCAGGCUGCAUCCAGUACAACAACUCCUGUACAGUUGUAAAUGAGUGUUUAUUCAGAUUGGGACCUGUUUCCCCACUACUUGCAGUAGUGCUAUUAUUUAUGCAGGCACGGUUAUUAAAGCAGCCACAGAUUUGAUGGAAAUUACUUCAACCAACAGAGAAUGAAGAGACAAUAACGCUUUCAGGUUGUGAAUCCACAGACUCCACGGGUUUCCUCUUUGUUGUAUGACUAGCCCACUGUUUGUAAAAUUAGAUUAAAAUUGAAUUAUUGAUAAGACAGACACUAAUAUGAUUAAAGAGUUUCUCGAAAACAGGAAAUCUGCUGCUAAUGUUUUAAAAAUUUGUUGGAGUACAGAGAAUGCAGGAUGCACAUCAACAUUUAGUUUUGCUUUGAGGCAACAAAAAUUAUUAGGAGUAUAAAUUACAUGUUGAUGCUUUAACGAAUGCUGCAGAGGAAAUUGAUUUUGGUGAAGGGCCACGUUUGUGUGUGUGGUAACCCUUGUUUUGCACACACACAUUUCAGCACCAUCCAAUCACAACAGUGACUGAGCAGAGGAGGUUCAUUCCUCAAAGGUUUGACAUUUGCUGUUGCUUUUACUAAUGAAGAGUUGAAUCAGCUGUGUGGGGAAAUCACUUUGGAAGCGUGAGUUUCAUGCUUCCAGCAGCAGGAGGCCCUGCCUGUUUGAAAUCAACUGUAGAGGGGAGCAAUUAGCAUCAGCACAGUCAGACAGCACCGCUUAACAAUAGACACAGAAAAGAGCAACAGCAACAGAACAGUUUGCGCCGCCUGCAGGCAAAUACUACAACAGCUGCAUGUGAUGGAUUGAUCCCAGGCACCAGACGAGCACCAGAAGUAGCUGCAGGCGGCUGCCAAGUCAUGAAGGUUUUUAUCUGUAUGGCCCUGGGGAUUAUGUGAGAGACAGAUUAUUAAAUGGAGGGUUUCUACUAGAGGUUGGUGUGUAACAAAUUCUGCAAAUAGAACAAAAUGUAUAACAGAUACAAAACAGCAAUAGAAACAAAUAGGUGAAUUUGAUAAAUUAUUUUCUUGUGGUCAUGCACAAAUUAAUAAUAAUACAUAAUCAAUUAUAAAUGAUUGCCAAUAUGUUGAAGCUGUAGCAUAUUGAAUAAUCUACUGAUACUUAAGCUUCUUCAUGAUGUGAAAUGUGAAUCAUUUCUCUACUAUCCAAGUGUAAUGCUCACCUUUUAUUCUGUUUAUUGUCCUUCAAACGUUCUUUAGCACUUUUGCACCAUUGAAGGAGGUAGUUACAAUUUGAGAGUUGUUGCAAAGAGGGCAGCAAUUUGUUUCUGUAUCAGUGGUGUCUAGGAAUUCCCCAGCUGGUCUGGUGGUUUCAUCUUGGGCUCUGCUUCACAUCACCAGUCCCUGUAGAGUAAAUGUAAAUGGACAGUCUCAGUCAUUCACAAGAACUUUCAGAUCUUCUGUUCAACAAAGAGCAAAGUCCUGUGGCAGUUGACUUCUUCAGACAUUGCAAAUAUGUGAGACAUGCUACAAUAGAAGCUGCAUUUGUUUUUAUGAAAAUAUUGAUUUGAUUUGUGGAUUUAUUGUAUGUUCAAGCGUAUGUCACCAUUCAUAUCGUAACUUUGUCGAUUGAUUUUUCAAUUGAUCUGUGUUGUACAAUAAAUGUGCCCAUGAAAAUAUUGUUUUGUUUUUUGUUUGCAUGUUUUAGUAUAAUAUGCUUGACAACUUAUAAUAGCUUAUUUAUACAUAUAAUGUAUUAUAGUUAAUUUAACAGCAUGCUUUGAACAAGUUAAAAAUAAGUUUAAUGUAAGUGGAGCCAUUAAAUUUGGACCAAAAUGGAGGAGUUGUUGUUUGCAUCAUAUUGGUGGGGAAUAACAAGGUACAUUUACUUACGUAUAACAUUUAAGUACAAUUUUGUCAUAUAUAUUUAUACCAGAAGACUUGUUCCUCUUACAGUAAGGUGUUUUUUGCUAGGACAACCUCAUUACAUGCCACUAAACGUCACUAAAUGUUACAAACUACCUGACACCUGACGGAAUAAAUGAAAGUAUAUGAUG
Messenger RNA from Betta splendens (Siamese fighting fish), 6465 nucleotides. RefSeq names its product relaxin family peptide receptor 1 (gene rxfp1). Gene Ontology annotation, molecular function: G protein-coupled receptor activity; protein binding. The transcript has 17 exons. The record is from RefSeq and is a predicted model, not a curated record. Gene Ontology annotation, biological process: G protein-coupled receptor signaling pathway. Gene Ontology annotation, cellular component: membrane. Bases 713 to 3034 code for a protein of 773 amino acids. NCBI's taxonomy places the organism in Eukaryota, Metazoa, Chordata, Actinopteri, Anabantiformes, Osphronemidae.